Sceloporus undulatus (fence lizard) is the source of this 4222-nucleotide messenger RNA. RefSeq names its product VPS53 subunit of GARP complex (gene VPS53). The record is from RefSeq and is a predicted model, not a curated record. Lineage: Eukaryota; Metazoa; Chordata; Lepidosauria; Squamata; Phrynosomatidae. Gene Ontology annotation, cellular component: GARP complex. The transcript has 22 exons. Bases 263 to 2758 code for a protein of 831 amino acids. Gene Ontology annotation, biological process: retrograde transport, endosome to Golgi.
AGAGAAAACAGUGGUCCCCAAACUGUUCCUUUAAGAGAUUUUGGACCCUGAACUGAUCCCUGUUCCUUGGUCAGCUGUUGCUGCUGUUGUUCUCUUCUCCGCCCUCCAUUGGCUUCCGCUGCUGCCACUCACGCCUCUUUUCCCCGCCUCCUCCACGCUGAUUGGCUGAUUCUCCUGUUUCUCUCCCUUCUUCAGGGAGGGUCCUCCAGUAUCCCAGAAUGCCGCCGUUCCCGGAAGUAGUUCCAGAAAAGAGUCAAUAACGAUGGAGGACGAGGAGCUGGACUUGGCGGACGAACUGGAGGCAGCCUUGCAGCUGGCCCCUGAGGUCCAGCUGGCCAUCGAGCAGGUUUUCCCCAGCCAAGAUCCCUUGGACCGGGCCGACUUCAACGCUGUGGAGUACAUCAAUGCGCUUUUCCCGACGGAGCAAUCUUUGGCCAAUAUUGACGACGUGGUGAAUAAGAUCAAGCUCAAAAUAAGACGGCUGGAUGAUAAUAUUCGGACGGUGGUCAGAGGGCAGACUAAUGUGGGGCAAGAUGGUCGCGAGGCUCUUGAGGAAGCUCAAAAGGCCAUCCAGCAGCUCUUUGGGAAAAUUAAAGACAUCAAGGACAAGGCGGAAAAAUCAGAGCAGAUGGUUAAAGAAAUCACGCGUGACAUCAAGCAGCUGGACCACGCCAAGCGCCACCUGACCACCUCCAUUACGACGCUCAACCAUCUCCACAUGUUGGCCGGCGGAGUGGAUUCCUUGGAGGCCAUGACCAGAAGGAGGCAAUACGGGGAAGUCGCCAACCUCCUGCAAGGCGUUGUCAACGUCCUGGAGCAUUUCAACAAGUAUAUGGGAAUCCCACAGAUCCGGCAGCUUUCAGAGCGGGUGAAGGCUGCCCAGAACGAACUGGGGCAACAGAUCUUGGCAGACUUUGAAGAAGCCUUUCCUUCCCAAGGCACAAAGCGGGCUGGCGGACCCAGCAACGUCCUCCGGGAUGCGUGCCUGGUUGCCAAUGUCUUGGACCCCCGAAUCAAACAGGAGAUCAUCAAGAAAUUCAUUAAGCAGCACCUCUCCGAGUACCUGGUGCUCUUCCAGGAAAACCAAGAUGUGGCCUGGCUGGAUAAAAUUGACCGCCGUUACGCUUGGAUCAAACGCCAGUUGGUGGACUACGAGGAGAAAUAUGGCCGCAUGUUUCCGCUGGAGUGGUGCAUGACAGAACGCAUUGCUGUGGACUUCUGCCACAUUACAAGGUCGGAGCUUGCGAAGAUCAUGCGCACCCGAGCGAGGGAGAUCGAAGUGAAGCUUCUUUUGUUCGCCAUCCAGAGGACGACCAACUUCGAAGGUCUUCUAUCCAAACGCUUCUCCGGCUGUACUCUCACUGACACCGUGGUGAAAAAGGCUGAAUCGCCUUUAGCCUCCACCAACCCUUUCUUGGAAGAUGAGACCACACUGGAGGCGGAUGAAGUCCUGUCAGAAAAGACCGAUAUUGACAAGCCCAAAAAGCCAAAGGUUCCGGAUAAUCCGUUCCAUGGCAUCAUUUCCAAGUGCUUCGAGCCCCAUCUCUACGUGUACAUUGAAUCCCAGGACAAAAAUUUGAGCGAGCUGAUCGACCGCUUCGUAGGGGAUUUCAAAGCCCAGGGUCCUCCCAAGCCAAACAUGGACGAAGGAGGGGCCGUCCUGCCCAGUUGUGCCGACCUCUUUGUCUACUACAAGAAAUGUAUGGUCCAGUGUUCGCAGCUCAGCACCGGGGAGCCCAUGAUAGCCUUGACCACCAUCUUCCAGAAGUACCUCCGAGAAUACGCCCGGAAGAUCCUCUCGGGAAACCUGCCCAAGACCAGCAGUGGCGGAGGUGGGCUGACCAUCACCAGUUUGCUGAAAGAGAAAGAAGGCUCGGAAGUGGCCAAGUUCACUCUGGAAGAGCUCUGCCUGAUCUGUAGCAUCCUCAGCACGGCAGAGUAUUGUUUGGCGACAACUCAACAGCUUGAGGAAAAACUCAAAGAGAAAGUGGACACCAGCCUCAUGGAAAGGAUUAACCUGAUGGGGGAGAUGGAUAUCUUCAGCGUAGUGAUUUCCAACAGCAUCCAGCUUCUGGUGCAGGAUUUGGAUGCCGCCUGCGACCCGGCUCUCACCGCCAUGAGCAAGAUGCAGUGGCAGAACGUGGAGCACGUUGGAGACCAAAGUCCCUAUGUCACCUCCGUGAUCUUACACAUCAAGCAGAACGUCCCUGUCAUCCGCGACAACCUGGCCUCCACCCGGAAGUACUUCACACAGUUUUGCAUCAAGUUUGCCAAUUCGUUCAUCCCCAAGUUUAUUAACCACCUUUUCAAGUGCAAGCCGAUCAGCAUGGUGGGUGCAGAACAGCUCCUGCUAGACACCCAUUCUUUGAAGAUGGUUCUGCUGGACCUGCCCUCCAUUGGGUCCCAAGUGGUGAGGAAGGCUCCUGCCAGCUACACAAAGAUCGUGGUGAAGGGCAUGACGCGGGCUGAAAUGAUCCUCAAGGUUGUGAUGGCCCCGCAUGAGCCCGCGGUGGUCUUCGUGGACAACUACAUCAAACUCCUGGCCGACUGCAACACCGAUAUGUUCCAGAAGAUUCUGGACAUGAAGGGUCUCAAGCGGAGCGAGCAGAGCACCAUGUUGGAUUUGUUCCGCCAGAGGCAGCCAGCCCCUGCGUCGGGAACCGAAAACGCCGGCUUUGUCUCCCUGACGGCCCCGACGCCGGAGCAGGAGUCCUCACGCAUCCGGAAGCUGGAAAAGCUGAUUAAGAAAAGACUCUAGAGGUGCUCCCGUCCCUUUUGGGGGGCAUCUCAAUCCAGACUUGAACUAUUCUCCAGUGGUUGGAUGAUAUGGCAUGUUGGUCAUAAGGUUUUUGGAGAGCCCAAAACGCUCUGUCCGGAGACUCCAGAUGGUCCAACUCUUGCUGGCCGGUUUUAGGCGGCAGGGUAGAAAAUCUAGCUACACUUUGAAUGCACUCCUCAGAUUCAGGCUGCGUCCACGCUGCAAAAAUAAUCCGGUUUAACUGCCGUGGUUCAAUCAGUGCUAAGUAAUUCUGGGAAUUGUAGUUUGGUGAGAUGUUUCGCCUUCUCUCUCAGAGAGGUCUCUGGUUCCACAAUAAGCUACACUUCCUGAAAUUCCAUGGCAUUGAGCCAUGGCAGUUAAAGUGGUGUCAAGUUGGGUUAUUUCAUGCAGCCUCAGAGACAUUGCUGUUUCUGUCACACUGUCUUUCUUGUUUUUGUGAACAUUCCUGUCCCUCCUAAACUAUUGCUUCUGUCUUCCCAGUUACUCCGUCGCCUUUGUCAUAAGAGAUGUGGGGCGAGCGACCUUAAUCUAGGUCUCACUUGUCUAUCCAAAAAAGUACCUGUGUUGGUGGCUACUAAUCCUUCAAGCCCUGCACCAAUGUGCACCUGACACAUUGCAGAAAUUAUCCAGUUUGAGACUGCUUUAACUCCCUUGGCUCAAUGCUAGGGAGUUCUGGGAAGUGUAGUUUUUGGAGACAUCGAGCCUUCCGUGUCGGAGAGCUCUGGUGCCACAAACUACAAUUCCAGGACUCCCUAGCCCUGAGGCAGGGCAGUCAAAGCGGUCUCAAACUAGAUUAUUUCUGCAUUGUGUUUGCGACCAAAGCAGAUUUUUCUUCAAGGGACGGACUAUGUCCAAGAGGCUGUUAGUUGCCGACCUUGUGAGAACAAACAGCCAACUUCUUCUGUCCCGGGAGUCACAUCGCCCGUUCCUUUGGGCCCUUUGCUCCACUUGGUUUGCAACUCAAGGGCGAGAACCGUGUUUACACUUGAUACAGAUCAAGAAACCUUCAUCGAGGGCGGUGUGACUCACGCCACCUUGGUUUUAUAAGCAGCCUUAACUGCGGGAACGGCAAACAAAACCUGCGUACCUGCAGGAAUGUGUGGAAUUGCUUCCCUGUUUCCCCUCCCAAGAAAACCAACUUUCAAAAGAGAAGGGAUGCGGAACCAAAAAGGUGACUCCCUGCGUCCCUCCUUUGCAUUGCAAAUAUCUAGACAACACUAAAAUGGAGGGACACCAGAUUGCAAAUUUGAGAACCGUCAAGAUGGUAAAAAGCUCCUGCUAUGUAAAUCAAUUUGCUUCUCUUUUUCACUUGCACACACACACACCAUUUUUUAUUUUAUUUAAGGUUCAAGAACAUUGUCUUUCCUUAUUUAUCCUGGCCUUUGGGCGACGACAGAGUCUCGAGUUGUAUGAUUUUCUAUCAAUAAAAAGGACUCUUCGGCA